UGUUUGUGCUGCCUGCAGAAUACUAGUUUGUCUUUCAAAACAAUAUGGUCCAAAUUCUCAGACAUAGGUUAGAAAUGUAACGAACUAACUUGCUUUGUUUGUACUAGCUAGUCUUCUCAUGUGAACUGCAUACUUUAGAUGUAGCUAGCUUAGAAAAAUCAUGAUUUAGUUUGCAUUAAACAAAGCUGCUUGCUAGCUGAUUAACUUUCUACCGAUCAGGUUUAACUAUAGUAGCGAGUUGUAGAUUGUACGGAACUGUAUGGCUAGCUAUGCGCUUGGCUUUUGCUAUUAAAAGCAACGACAGCUACAAAAGUUGUACUUUGACUGGUAAAUUCCGUUGUCUUGACAUGGCAAGCAACGCGAGGUAGCAUUGCAGAGUACGGCUCGACGUUGGACUAAAUUUACGUCACCCCUGUGGACCUGUCUGUGAUGAUCCCACAAGCCAGGUGUGUGAUGGGCUCCUGGCAGCCAGUUGCUAAUCUAAGGGACUAUGUUUCCCAGCAUCCUCCUGGGGUCACCUUCUUCCUCUGUGUGCUGACCCUUGCCCUCACCUUCCUAAGCCUCGGGUCAUACACGCACACACACCGCCUGCCCAAUCCAGACACGCAGGACUGGAACCAGUUCCUGUCGUCGUUGGCCAACCUCCAGUUGUGUGCGAGAGCCAAUGGUACAGCAAUGGAGACGGUUUCCUCUCCUCCAUUUGCGAAAGAGGAGGUAUGUGGAACAGUAUUGCUGAACUCCACCCAGAGCCCACCAUCCAUCACACAGUUGUCCCUUUGGGUGCCACUGGCUGUGAUGGACAGCUCAGACAUCCAAUCCCUGAGCGACCUCUGCCUCCAUGGAACGUUAUUGGCCAGUCAGCUGGGACUCACAGGUAACGAGGCUGUAAACGUGACACUGAUGUUCUCCUCUCCAUCUGUGGGGGGCAACUCGCACGCCUGCCUUAGCGUCAGCGCACCUACACACAUCCUACCUCCGGCCCUGCUGCCACCUAUGUGCCCUGCCAAUGAAGGGACAUCCUCUCCUGUCAGAGCGAUUGCAAUGGAGAUAAGCAGCCAGAAGCCCUCAGCGUCACAGUCUUGCUACAGUCUACAGUACACACCUGAUCCUACACUCACCGCCAUGCUAACACAGGAGGAGCUGGGCCUGGCGAGUAGGCAUCUGAUCCAGGUGAGUGUGUGUCUACUGGGGGUGUGUGUGCUGCUCUGCUUCUCCGCCAGUCUCACACACUCACACGUACGGCGUUACCACAGCAACGGCCUGGAACUGCAAAGGGAGCCACUGAUUGACUCCUGAACCAGUCUCCACCACACCAUGCAGCUAGUACCCAGUAGAGAAGGAAGAAAGAGGGAGGAUGGUUCAAAUAAAGGACUCUUUCUGAGAGAGUGCUGCUUCUGCUGUUGGGAUCAGAGUUUGAUGGAGCAUCUCAUUUUCAACUGCUUAGCUGCUGUUGUUGAUCUCAAACCAUGCUCUGUCCACAAACAUUGCCCUCUGGUCGACGUUUGAUAUUCUACCCUGUCAUGUUAUGACUGCAGGGCGAAUGGGCACGUUAUUAAAUAUUUACAUUUUAUUUAAACACGUUGCCACAUCCUAAGGUGGUUUUAUUCUGCUCAGGCCUCUUGGCACUUCCAUCCAUCUGAGCCGCCUGCAGCUGUUCAUCCCAGUCCAGCUCCUCUCUCUGGAGUGUCCUCCCCACCACUGUCAACAAAAGUUGGAGUCACUGCCCAUCUUCUGCAGCAGGCUGAAAAACCAUCUCUUCAUACUGCACCUUGAUUCCAGUACUGUCUUCUCCAUCUUAUCACUUCUCCUACAAAGUUCACUUGUGGUGCAAACUUGUAUUGAAUCUUGCACAGUUUAUUAGUUUAAUAAAUUAUGGCACUUUUUGUACAUAGUCCCCCCAUUUUAGGGGACCAGAAGUAUUGGGACAAAUUCACUUGUGAACUAAAGUAGUCAAGUUUAGUAUUUGGUCCCAAAUUCCUAGCAUGCAAUGAUUACAUCAAGCUUGUUAUUUUAAUGUCUAAUAGAAAAUAAUGGUAAAUCAUGUAUUGUCAUUUGAUUCACUUAUUGUAAAUAAGAAUAGAAUAUGUUUCUAAACAUUUCUACAUUAAUGUGGAUGCUACCAUGAUUAUGGAUAGUCUUGAAUGAAUCGUGAAUAUCAUACCCCCCACAAAAAAAUGCUAACCUCCCUUGUUAUUGUAAUGGUGAGAGGUUAGCAUGUCUUGGGGGUAUGAUAUUUUGUGCGCAACAAAAAACGCAAAUGCACCCAACAGGUUUCUAGAGUCGCAAGCUUGAUAUAAUCAUUGCGUGCUAGGAAUAUGGGACCAAAUACUAAACUUUUGACUACUUUAAUACACAUAUACAGUAAGUGAAUUUGACUCAAUACCUUUGGUCCCCUAAAAUGGGACUAUGCACAAAAAGUGCUGUAAUUUCCAAACGGUUCACCUGAUAUGGAUGAGAAUACCCUCAAAUUAAAGCUGACAGUCUGCACUUUAACCUCAUAGUCAUUGUAUCGUUUCAAUUCCAAACUGCUUGAGUGCAGAGCCAAAACAAAUAAUUCACUGCCCCAAUACCUUUGGAGCUCACUGUAGAUGCAGAUCUAUCACAAAAUGGUUGGUUUAUGUCAAUGGAAGACUGGAAGAUGUAGGAUUCCAUCAUACAGACACCAUGACCUUAAUGGGUCUGUAGUACUGGACUGAGACCCUGCCAACCUGAUCAUAUUGUUGACCAUGUGGCUAUUGAUCCAUGGAUGGGAUCCCAGCAGUAGAGGUGAACCAUUAUUUUCACCCUAGCUCUUCAAGGUUAGUCACAUAGGGGCCGAUUCAGACUUAGGGAAGGAAUGCCUUUUUUACACAUUUUGAUUUAUGCACUUCAGUAUUUGGUAUUCAGACUUACCUCGUGCACGGUUUGUGGUUGUAGCUCUCUUGCGUGCACUGCAUAAAUAUAAUUCAAUCCCAGAAAACACACCCACUGGGUUGCCAAUGAACUUGAUCAGUUAAAUAUAUAAUUCUGUUAAUUUAUCUAAAGCAGUCUCUUUAAUUUGGACCUGUUUAAUUUCAAUUUGAUUAGCACAACAGAAUAAUCUAUGGAGAAUGCUUUCAGAAUGGAGAUCAAUGAAAUAUAGCCAUUCAAAUGUAUGGAUAUUUAUUUCCUUUUCAGAACCCAUGCUUAGAUUUAAAAACACUGAUAUUUCACAAUGUAUGUUUAGGGAAGUUUUCAUCAGCCCUGAGCUACUUCAUGGAAAAAUAGGGUUUGGGGGGCCUUUACGCAUUGACAGUCAAUACUAGUGGCUAAUAUUUAACAUGACAGAAAUAGGAGGAAACAGAAAGUCGGGGCAUAUAAUUAAAAACUUUUGAGAGUGCCCAAAGGUUAAAUUUGGUGCGACUGUCAUUGUGCAAUGCUUUACAUCAUCAUCACAUGCUCUAGGCUGCAGUACCCAUUUGGUUAUGUCUCCAAGUUUAAUCAAUGCAAGGUAAAAGGCCAUACAAUAAAAUAAAAAAAUGCACAAUGGCACAGCAUUUUAUUCUUCACUGUGGGAAAGGGGUGGAAAUGCUUGUCAUGUUGAUAUGCUUUUUGCAUAUUAAACAUUCUAGUUUGAA
This is a messenger RNA of Salmo salar (Atlantic salmon), 3596 nucleotides long. Its product is annotated as TMEM219 domain-containing protein. The record is from RefSeq and is a predicted model, not a curated record. Lineage: Eukaryota; Metazoa; Chordata; Actinopteri; Salmoniformes; Salmonidae.